Messenger RNA from Saccostrea echinata, 3083 nucleotides. RefSeq names its product core histone macro-H2A.1-like. Gene Ontology annotation, molecular function: structural constituent of chromatin; protein heterodimerization activity; DNA binding. Bases 177 to 1289 code for a protein of 370 amino acids. Lineage: Eukaryota; Metazoa; Mollusca; Bivalvia; Ostreida; Ostreidae. The transcript has 8 exons. Gene Ontology annotation, cellular component: nucleosome. The record is from RefSeq and is a predicted model, not a curated record.
AGGGCGACAAAACUCUUUACUUAAAAAAGGGGGCGUGAAAUAGGCACGCCGCCGGUUAUUCCGAACUUCCUGUUGUCGUGUUGAUAUGCCGAUACUUGUUAGUAUUUAGAGUCAACAAAACAUUUGCGUUGCCCAUUGGUCGCUUUAAUUUUGCUGACAACAUCAAAAUAGUCAAAAUGUCAGCCAGAGGUGCAAAGAAGAAGAAGCCUACGUCAAAAUCUGCAAAAGCCGGUGUGCUUUUCCCCGUGGCUAGAAUGCGACGGUACUUGAAAGGGAUGACCCAUCAUUUCCGUAUCGGAGCAGGUGCUCCUGUGUACAUGGCAGCUGUCAUCGAAUAUCUAACGGCUGAAAUACUGGAAUUGGCUGGCAAUGCAGCAAGAGACAAUAAGAAGGGAAGAGUGACUCCUAGACACAUACUUCUAGCUGUGGCUAAUGAUGAAGAAUUAAAGCAGCUUUUGAAGCAUGUUACUAUUGCUUCGGGAGGAGUGUUGCCAUGGAUACAUCAUGAGCUUCUCCAUAGAAAGAGGGGAGGAAUUCAGAUUAAACCCCCUGUCACUCCAGCUACCCAAGCUGGCCCCAGUGCUCCUAAAAAACCCAAGGUGAUUCCUGCAGCAUCACCACCACCAUCCCCCACCAAAGGGGGAAAAGCCGCGAAAAUGAAGGCCAUUAAACCACCAAAGGGAUUCAAACCUUCAGCUGAUGCAGUGGCUGCCACGUCUGGUGGAGGAUUCACAAUAUUGUCGGAAAAGAAACUCUUUUUAGGACAAAAGAUGACAGUUAUUCAGGGAGAUUUGGUCAAAAUAACUGCUGACAGUAUCGUGCAUCCCACUAGUAGUAACUUUUACAUGGGUGGUGAAGUAGGACAAGCUUUAGAAAAAGCAGGUGGUAAAGAGUUUAGAAAAGAAAUUGAUGAUUUAAGCAAAGCUCAUGGAAAUCUGGACACAGCAGGAGCUGCCAUAUGUCCAGGUCACAAUUUCCCUGCCAAAUUUGUAAUUCACUGUCAUGGCCCAACUUGGAAAACAAAUGAUGCUAUGCAACUGUUAGAUAAAACUGUUAAGAGUUGUUUAAUGCUUGCUGAGGAAAAGAAUUUGUCCAGCAUUGCUUUCCCAUCCAUAGGCAGUGGACGUGCUGGAUUUCCUAAGCAGACGGCAGCUCAAAUCAUCCUAAGAUCAAUUAGUAAUUACUUCGUUACCUGUAUGACGAGUUCACUCAAACAGGUCUACUUUGUUUUGUACGACUCGGAAAGUGUAGCUGUGUAUACGAGUGAGCUCGGGAAGCUCGACUCCUAGACUUGGAAACAGCAGGAGUAUGUCUAUCUAUGGAGUAAUUAUGAUAUAGUUGUGUGUGUUAAAAACUGAAGAGAUUUAUAUUUGGUGUUGUACCCUUUUUUCAGUGCGCUGUUAACUUUUUCCUUGUUGAUCUAUAGUAUAGCAUUGAAAUUUCUUGAAUGAAUUUUCAUUACGUUGUGAAUGGUGCAUGCCUAGAGAUUUAAUUUUACAUGUACCAGUAAAUGUACGUAAAACUUGUUAAAAAUUUUGUUAAGAGUGAGUAGUUUUUAUCAUCAUACAGACUGGGUUUUUUUUUCAUGUACAUACACAUACAUUUAAAUAUAUAUGAUUCUUGAAAUCCUGGCAAAACUGUAUAUGCACAAGAGGUAACUUAAAAAAAAAAAAAUCAUUUUCUCCAUAAUAGCAUUGAUGCCAGGGAGGGAAAUUCCUGAGCAUAUUGUUAUUGUGUAAUUAUUGUAUAAACAUUUUUUUAUUACAGAACUGAGGAAAUUUAAAUUGAAUUUUAUUGGAAAUUUUUGAUACUUGCAUGCUCCAACACCAUCUAUAAUUUACAAUACUGAAUUAUGCUAUCAGUGAAAUUGAUGUUUUUGUACUUUGAUAAAUUGUUCUUUUUCAUUUUUUAAAAUUUUUUUUAUACCUAAGAAAAACUUCAAUCUUAUUAUGAAAAAAAUUAAUCAUGUUGACUGAAACUUCUGAUUUUAUUUAUGCGUAGGUGUCUAUUUUGAUCAAAUUAUGUGUACUUUUCAAAAAAAAUAAGCAUGAUUAUCUUUGAAGGGCGUAGAUAAACUUAGUUAAUAAAUUUCAAUGUAAAAGUGGUACAAAGAAUGCAAACUUAAGGCCUCAUUGAUUUUAUUUGCACAUUAAUUAGAUAUACACAAAUUGAAUCAAAAUCAGAAACAAUUAUGAUUGUGCUUUGAAAGAAAAUAUUAAAAUCUUAAAUUUUCAUGACGUUUCUUUGCACAGGUAUUUAAAAUUCAUUUUCAUGUACAUGAAAUGUGUAUUGUUUUAUGAGAGAAAAUACUACUUGUAUAAACAUCAACAAAGAAAGGCAGCACUCUCAAAUUGUAUGAAAGUUUAGAAAGUGAGAAUUCAUUAACUUUCUACUAUGCCAUGCAUGUAUUUGUGGAAAAUAAAAUAGGUUCAUGUAUUAAGAUUCCUGAAGACUGUAAUAAAAGUUUUAUUUUUAUUUAUUCUGGUUAAUGUUAAACUUAAAAGUUAAUAUUGCAAGUUAUCUAAGGUGGGUUGGUUUGUGAAACCAUGUAGAAUUGUUCUUCUCUUGUUAAUAUUUAUAAAUCAUAGUCUUAAUAGGUGCCACAUUUUAAAGUUUGUGAUAUGAUCAUUUUGUUUAGAAAGUUAUUUAUUAAGUUUUAAUCUUUCUGUGAUGGUGGUUGGCAAUGUUUUAUAGAAAGUUUGUUUAUAACAGUUUUAAUACUUUAAAAGAUGUUGGGUUAAAUUAACCUCCAUGCUGGCAUACAACAUCUCUAAACUUAUUACCUGUUUGUGUCAUGUUCAUAAAGCAUUUGUUUUUUGAUGUAGUGUAAUGACCAUUUAGACCAAGUAUGAGUCACAUUUUAAUACAUCUUUAGAGUAAUGUUUUGUGGUUUUAUGUAUAAAGAUAUCUGUACUUGACAGUUUUAAUGGUAAUCAUUUUCAUGGUUAUGUUUUCACUGUGUUAAUAUAUAUUGAUUUAUUAAAUGUUGAAAGUUGUAUGGAAAUGAAAGUAAAACCACAUUAUAUUGCACUAGUAAUAUCCUUUUUCACUGUAGUGAAUAAAUGAGUAGAUUCCAAAUCAAA